This is a messenger RNA of Entamoeba dispar SAW760, 924 nucleotides long. RefSeq lists its product as uncharacterized. The coding region runs from base 1 to 924 and encodes 307 amino acids. Lineage: Eukaryota; Evosea; Mastigamoebida; Endamoebidae. The record is from RefSeq and is a predicted model, not a curated record. The transcript has 2 exons.
AUGAACAAUACACCACAAAACACUGUUGAAAGUCAAGUAAUUGAUAUUAAUGAAAUGCCACAAGCAAUGAUAAGACCAAGUAAUCCACUAAUAGAACAAGCAGCACCUAAGAAAACAAGAAAUCAAAAAGAUAAAAUGAAUCAAUAUAUUAAAAGACAAGUGAUUGAUAAUCCAAAUGAUAUUAUGGAAGAUAUUAUUUCAGAGAAUAAACGAUUAAGAAAAGAAUUAGAGAAAAUAAGAAAUUUAUAUAUUCAAGAAAUGAAAACAAAUGAAGAAAUAAGAAAUGGACUAUUAGAACAAAGACUAGAAAAUCAAAUUAAAAGAGUUCAUCGACAAAUAUUCUUUUAUUAUAAUAGUUUUAAUAUUAUUAUAGGGAAACAAGGAGCAGGGAAAACAACAUUUAUUAUGAAAGAAUUAGCGAAACUCAACAAAAUAGAACACCAAUAUGAAGCGAUUAUCUAUGUAUCACAAAAUGCAGGAGAAGAUGAAACAUUUAAAGAAUUAAAAGAUUUAAUUAAAACACCAAUUUAUGGAAUGAAUUAUGAAAAAUUUAUGCCAGCAUUAAUGCAAUAUUAUAAACAACCACAAGAAAAACAUUUAUUAAUUAUAUUAGAAGAUGCAUCAUUUGCAUUAAUGAAAGAAGAUAAAACAUGGGGAGAAAUUAUUACAAGAUUAAGACAUUUAAAAACAACAAUUAUUGUGAAUUUACAUAUUUGGAAAGCAUUAAAUCCAUCAUUUAAAACACAAAUUGCAACAAUUAUUAUAUUUAAAGGAUAUUCUAAAGAAAAUUUUGGAUAUAUUUAUAGACAAACAGCAGGAUCAGCUACAAAUUCUGUUGCUUAUUAUUUAUAUCAAUCUAUAAAUCAAAAUGAAGUAUUAAAAAUAGAUAAUUUAACAGGAGAUUUAAGAAUUAUAAAAAGAUAA